Molecule: messenger RNA, 546 nt
Organism: Hypoxylon trugodes
Lineage: Eukaryota; Fungi; Ascomycota; Sordariomycetes; Xylariales; Hypoxylaceae
Exons: 1
Coding region: 1-456 (151 amino acids)
Source: RefSeq, a predicted model, not a curated record
AUGAAGUUUUCCGCCCUCUUUACGUUGGCUUCAUGGUCAAGCUUGGUCCUUGGCUAUGAAUACCAGUACCGAACACCAGUGCCAUGGACACUCUUCAAUACUAAUAUCACCUGUGAUACCUCUUGCCAAUACAACUUUACCAUACACAAGCACGACACCGACGAAGUAUUUCACUGUAGCUUCGUAGAACCGAAUCUCAACUCCGAACCUGUCUAUGCGGAUAGACCUUGCCUUUCAACAACGCCUCGGUCUGUUACUACUCACUGGGGAUCGGACAGGUCUAUUGUACUGUUAUUUAUGGACUACGUCGAGAACAUCAACGCCUUCUACAGCCUUUUCAACUGGGAAGUCCGCGAUGGCAUAAUCGUUCCAAACAAGACACGAUGGGCUGUGGACGCACGCUCCCCCUCAGCACCGUUUAUUCCGACCGAGCUACCGUUUACAAUGCCGCAAUGAGGAACCUGUAUAUGGUUCUAGGGGUUAUCUUCUAGCAGCCUUCCCAUCGUACAGAACUAACGCCUGCCCAUUAUCAACUCUAUUUUUACU